Molecule: messenger RNA, 1536 nt
Organism: Microtus oregoni (creeping vole)
Lineage: Eukaryota; Metazoa; Chordata; Mammalia; Rodentia; Cricetidae
Product: H-2 class I histocompatibility antigen, L-D alpha chain-like
Exons: 8
Coding region: 25-1119 (364 amino acids)
Biological process (GO): antigen processing and presentation of endogenous peptide antigen via MHC class I via ER pathway, TAP-independent; antigen processing and presentation of endogenous peptide antigen via MHC class Ib; immune response
Cellular component (GO): external side of plasma membrane
Molecular function (GO): signaling receptor binding; peptide antigen binding
Source: RefSeq, a predicted model, not a curated record
CUCAGGAGACGCCCGAGAUCUGAGAUGGGGGCGAUGGCGCCGCGCACGCUGCUCCUGCUGCUGGCGGCCGCCCUGGCCCCGACCCCGACCCGCGCGGGCUCGCACUCGCUGCUGUAUUUCGACACCGCCGUGUCCCGGCCCGACCUCGGGGAGCCCCAGUUCAUCUCCGUCGGCUACGUGGACGACACGCAGUUCGUGCGCUACGACAGCGACGCGAAGACUCCGAGGAUGGAGCCGCGGGCGCCGUGGGUGGAGCAGGAGGGGCCGAAGUAUUGGGAGAGGGAGACACAGAUCGCCAAGGACAACGAGCAAAUUUACCGAGUGAACCUGAGGAACCUGCUCCGCCUCUACAACCAGAGCGAGGGCAGCUCUCACACCAUCCAGUGGAUGUUCGGCUGUGAGGUGGGGUCAGACGGGCGCCUCCUCCGCGGGUACACUCAGGAAGGCUACGACGGCCGAGACUUCAUCGCCCUGAACGAGGACCUGACGACGUGGGCAGCGGCGGACAUGGCAGCGCAGGUCUCCCGGCGGAAGUGGGAGCAGGAUGGGGAGGCAGAGAGAUGGAAGUCCUACCUGGAGGGCCUGUGUGUGCAUUCUCUGCGCAGAUACCUGGAGAAGGGGAAGGACGCACUGCUGCGCACAGAUCCCCCAAAGGCACAUGUGACCCAUCAUCCUGGACCUAAAGGUGACAUCACCCUGAGGUGCUGGGCCAUGGGCUUCUACCCUGCCUUCAUCACUCUAACCUGGCAGAGGGAGGAGGAGGAACAGACUCAGGACAUGGAGCUGGUGGAGACCAGACCUUCUGGGGAUGGAACUUUCCAGAAGUGGGCAUCUCUGGUGGUGCCUUCUGGGGAGGAGCACAAAUACACAUGCCAUGUGUACCAUGAGGGGCUGCCUGAGUCCCUCACCCUGAGAUGGGAGCCUCCUCAGUCCACAGUCCCCAUCAUGGCAGUCAUUGCUGGUCUGGUUCUCCUUGGAGCUGUGGUCACUGGAGCUGUGGUGGUUGUUGUGAUGAAAAGGAGGAGAAACACAGGUGGAAAAGGAGGGGACUAUGCUCCAGCUCCAGGCAGGGACAGUUCCCAGAGCUCUGAUGUGUCUCUCCCAGACUGUAAAGCAUGAAGACAGCUGCCUGGUGUGGAUGCAGUGACAGACGAUGUGUCCAGGUCUCUCCUGUGACAUCCAGAGCCCCUCAGUUCACUCUCAGCAAUAGUGUCUGAUGUUCCCUGUGAUCCUAUGGGCUCAGUGUGAAGAACUGGGGAGCCCAGCUCACCCCACAUCCCAGGACCCAGUUCCUGCACUGCCCUGUUCCAUUCCACAGCCAACCUUCCUGUUCCUGCAGACAGGAGGGGAAUCUCCAUCCUGUCUUCUUCAUGCUGUCCUGAGCUGCAACCCUGACUUCCCCACUGAAAAUAAGAAUCUGAAUGUGAACUUGAUCGUUAAUGUCCUUGAUCUAACAGAUUAAUUGUCAGGUAAUAUAAAGGUUCGCGAUACAUCGAGUUUGUGAGUUUGUGGAGGAAAUAAAUGGCAGCGUGGAGA